This is a messenger RNA of Saccoglossus kowalevskii, 1109 nucleotides long. RefSeq names its product ubiquitin-like protein 7. Gene Ontology annotation, biological process: ubiquitin-dependent protein catabolic process. The record is from RefSeq and is a predicted model, not a curated record. Gene Ontology annotation, molecular function: polyubiquitin modification-dependent protein binding. Gene Ontology annotation, cellular component: cytosol. Lineage: Eukaryota; Metazoa; Hemichordata; Enteropneusta; Harrimaniidae.
AUGGCGACUUGCAGUGUUUCGUUAAAAGUUCCCGAAAAAACCGGACGAAUUCAAGUAGAAGGUGUCCAAUUAUCCGAAAGCGUCCAGAGCCUGAAGAAGCAAGUGGCAGAUAAAAUCUCAUUGGCCGAGUCUCAAUUUGAUCUUAUUUACUGUGGUCGUUAUAUGAGAAAUGAGAAUACUGUACAAAGUUAUGGUGUUAAACCUGGAGUCACGUUGCAUGCCCUCCGAAAAAAGGAACCAGAAACUGGCAUGGAGGCUGAACCCAUGGAUGAAGCAGCAAUUCAGCAAUUACUUACAGCUCUGCAGUCAGCAUUAUUGAACCCAGCCCAGAGACAUACUGUGAUUCGUAUACUGACAAGUCGAGUGAUGUUGGACAAUGUGAUUGCAGCUACACCAUGUCUGCAGGCUGAUCCAACUGCUUUAGCUAUGCUACAAGACCCAGAAUUACUUAUACAGCUGGCUGAUCCUAAUAUGAUACAUAAAAUAGUAAAGGCUCAUCCUGCUUUAGGUGAAGCAGCACUUCAUUUAGCAGCUGCCGUCAAUGAAGAGAGUGCUACUUCAAGAGGAGCAGCUUCCUUUUUAGGGUUUCCUGAUGAAGAAAUGGAAGUUUCUGAAUCCGCACAGGGUAACCGACAACAACAAUCCUCCACGCAACCAAUCACAUCUGCUCAGCUUGCUGCAGCGCUAGCUGCUGCAGGUGUGGGCACAUCACUCGGUGACAGUCCCGGUGGUAGCAAUAGAACGCCUUCUGCAGCUUCUGCUGAUCAAAGCCAGCCGUCUACCAGUAGUAAUAGCAGCCAAAGUGCAAUCACAGCAGAUUUAUUCAGUCAAGCCAUGGCACAGGCAAUGUCCGGUUCAUCAUCAAGUAAUACCACACCACCUACUUCAUCUCCAUCGCCAUCUAGACCAGAACUGCAGUCUCAGUUACGCCAAUUACGAGAGAUGGGGAUAACAGAUGAAAGUAGAUGUAUACGAGCAUUACAGAUAACAGGUGGUAAUGUACAGGCAGCGUUGGAAUUAUUGUUCGAUGGCACAGUUUAAAUAUGAGAUUAGUUGACUUUUAUGUUUGUCCUUUUAUUUGAAGCUAAUAAAAACUUGUUAUUGCAUUA